This is a messenger RNA of Homalodisca vitripennis (glassy-winged sharpshooter), 1926 nucleotides long. RefSeq names its product proline-rich protein 36-like. The transcript has a single exon. The record is from RefSeq and is a predicted model, not a curated record. The coding region runs from base 1 to 1926 and encodes 641 amino acids. NCBI's taxonomy places the organism in Eukaryota, Metazoa, Arthropoda, Insecta, Hemiptera, Cicadellidae.
AUGGUUAUGGUUGUAGCUUCGGUAAACGUGAUAAGAUUUCAGUCCACUAAUACACGGGUUAUAAUUACAACCACAGGCUCAAUAGGAGGGUGUGGGGUGGUCAAAGGGAACUCCUGUCCGACCAGUCCUUCAUGCUCUCCAGGCGCUGCCCGACCAGUCCUUCAUGCUCUCCAGGCGCUGUCCGACCAGUCCUUCAUGCUCUCCAGGCGCUGCCCGACCAGUCCUUCAUGCUCUCCAGGCGCUGUCCGACCAGUUCUUGUAGGUCUCCAGGCGUUGUUCGACCAGUUCUUGGUGGCCUCCAGGCGCUGUCCGACCAGUCCUUCAUGCUCUCCAGGCGCUGUCCGACCAGUCCUUCAUGCUCUCCAGGCGCUGUCCGACCAGUCCUUCAUGCUCUCCAGGCGCUGCCCGACCAGUCCUUCAUGCUCUCCAGGCGCUGCCCGACCAGUCCUUCAUGCUCUCCAGGCACUGUCCGACCAGUCCUUGGUGGCCUCCAGGCGCUGUCCGACCAGUCCUUCAUGCUCUCCAGGCGCUGUCCGACCAGUCCUUGGUGGCCUCCAGGCGCUGUCCGACCAGUCCUUCAUGCUCUCCAGGCGCUGCCCGACCAGUCCUUCAUGCUCUCCAGGCGCUGCCCGACCAGUCCUUCAUGCUCUCCAGGCGCUGCCCGACCAGUCCUUCAUGCUCUCCAGGCGCUGCCCGACCAGUCCUUCAUGCUCUCCAGGCGCUGCCCGACCAGUCCUUCAUGCUCUCCAGGCACUGUCCGACCAGUCCUUCAUGCUCUCCAGGCGCUGCCCGACCAGUCCUUCAUGCUCUCCAGGCGCUGCCCGACCAGUCCUUCAUGCUCUCCAGGCGCUGUCCGACCAGUCCUUCAUGCUCUCCAGGCGCUGCCCGACCAGUCCUUCAUGCUCUCCAGGCGCUGCCCGACCAGUCCUUCAUGCUCUCCAGGCACUGUCCGACCAGUCCUUCAUGCUCUCCAGGCGCUGUCCGACCAGUCCUUCAUGCUCUCCAGGCGCUGCCCGACCAGUCCUUCAUGCUCUCCAGGCGCUGCCCGACCAGUCCUUCAUGCUCUCCAGGCGCUGUCCGACCAGUCCUUCAUGCUCUCCAGGCACUGUCCGACCAGUUCUUGGUGGCCUCCAGGCGCUGCCCGACCAGUCCUUCAUGCUCUCCAGGCGCUGUCCGACCAGUCCUUGGUGGCCUCCAGGCGCUGUCCGACCAGUCCUUCAUGCUCUCCAGGCGCUGCCCGACCAGUCCUUCAUGCUCUCCAGGCGCUGCCCGACCAGUCCUUCAUGCUCUCCAGGCGCUGUCCGACCAGUCCUUCAUGCUCUCCAGGCGCUGCCCGACCAGUCCUUCAUGCUCUCCAGGCGCUGCCCGACCAGUCCUUCAUGCUCUCCAGGCACUGUCCGACCAGUCCUUCAUGCUCUCCAGGCGCUGUCCGACCAGUCCUUCAUGCUCUCCAGGCGCUGCCCGACCAGUCCUUCAUGCUCUCCAGGCGCUGCCCGACCAGUCCUUCAUGCUCUCCAGGCGCUGUCCGACCAGUCCUUCAUGCUCUCCAGGCGCUGCCCGACCAGUCCUUCAUGCUCUCCAGGCGCUGCCCGACCAGUCCUUCAUGCUCUCCAGGCGCUGUCCGACCAGUCCUUCAUGCUCUCCAGGCGCUGCCCGACCAGUCCUUCAUGCUCUCCAGGCGCUGCCCGACCAGUCCUUCAUGCUCUCCAGGCGCUGCCCGACCAGUCCUUCAUGCUCUCCAGGCGUUGUCCGACCAGUUCUUGGUGGUCUCCAGGCGCUGUCCGACCAGUCCUUCAUGCUCUCCAGGCGCUGUCCGACCAGUCCUUCAUGCUCUCCAGGCGCUGUCCGACCAGUUCUUGUAGGUCUCCAGGCGUUGUUCGACCAGUUCUUGGUGGUCUCCAGGCGCUGUCCGACCAGCCCUUGUAG